AGAUAAGCAGCUAAGAAAAGAAAAGAAAGUCAGUUGAAAAUAAAAUAUUGGUGCCUCACAUUGAAUGUAGCACUGCAGACUUGAAAGGUGCACGCCCUUUUAGAGAGUACUCACACUGAACCAACCUUCAAGCAAAUGAUGCUCACGUCACUGGGAAACUGAAUAAAAGGGUAAAACCCACAACAAUGCAUGGCCUGUAAGCCGCCAACCAUGGCUCAAAGGAAGAGGCCAGGGACCAGUGGAGGAAAUAGUAUGGCUGCCCCAGGUCCCGCCUCCUGUCCUACCGCUCACACUACAGAGUCAUGUGAUCUGAAAGCGGCAGCGGCGCGGCAACGCCCACACCGCUACCCCAAAGAAUCGCAUGAGCCGAAACCUCUCCCUCACUCCUGCAAGGCACAAUAUUCUUCUCCCAAGUCUCAAGACAUGGGGCGCAGUCAUCCAGAAGCGGAUGCAGAUCCGGAGGAAGAAGUGAAGCGGUACAGCAACCACGAACCAGACGCAGAACUUCAGGAUCAGCGUCCAGCAACACCAUCCACGCCGGAACAUAACCACGACCGAGAUGACCCUAACCAGGGGGACUUCCACGGUGGAGCCGACAGCCUGGAUGAUGAUUCCAGCUCUGAUUAUAUAAACAACACCUCAGAUGAUGAUGAUUAUGAUGACGGGUUGGCAGAGGAGGAUGAAGGUGUUACUUACUACAUCCGCUACUGCCCAGAGGAUGACAGCUACCUGGAGGGCAUGGACUGCAACAACCAGGGAGACUGCAACCACAGCCACAGCCGGGGGGACUGCACCAGCACCAUGCAGCUCGGCGGGUCCCACACUGAUGAAUGCCAGGAAGCUGUGGAGGGCUGGACCGAAGAGGGGGAGGGGCAAGCAAGAGAGGAAGAAUGGGUAGAAGAUGAGGAGGGGGAAGGGGCAGCGAGGGAAGAGUGGAGAGAAGAGGAGGAAGAGGUGAGGGAAGAGUGGAGAGAAGAGGAGGAAGAGGUGAGGAAAGAGUGGAGACAGGGAGAUGAGGAGCCGCGAGAGGAGUGGAGGGAGGAGUGCCAGGCCAGGCAGGAGCAGUGGGCGGGUCGUGAGAGGCACCGAGUGGAGGAGUGGGGUGAGGGAGAGGGAGAGGUCCGCUGUGAGGUGGUGGAGCAAGAUCCCGAUGAGCAGAUAUACAACGGACGACCGGAGCCCAUCCUGGACCAUCACCACCACCAUCAUCACCACCACCAGCCUGCCACGCAGGAUGCCGCACACACCCGAAGGGCUGACAGAGAAGAAGAGGAGGAGGCGGAGAGCGAGGACUACUGCCCUAACGAGGAUGAAGAAGAGGAAGGCGAGGAGGAGGAGAGAAAUGGAAGGGCCUACACCGGAGACUACUACGCCCCUGAAGACAACGGGAACUCGGUGCGAGUCUCUCCCUACCGAAGCCGUAAAGUGCUGGUGGUUGAGGGGGAAACAGGGGAGGAAGCUGAGGAGGACAUUGAUCAAAUUGUUGCUGAGAUUAAGAUGAGUAUGAGCAUGGGGAGUCUCAGCAGUGGCACAGACCAAAGCCCGGAAGAGCUGGCACAGGACCCCGCACCAAGUGACUACCCUCACUCCAAGCCCGACGCAGCACCUUACCCUCCACCUCACCACCGACACGACAGUAGGCCCAAGUCCCUCAACCUCCCCUCCAUGCACCACAACAACCCUGAUCUCCAGCGGGGCCACAAGACGCAUCCACGCUCCCCUGAUGACAGGCAGAGAUGGCCCCAAGAUCAGGUGAGCAAUGGCGCAGAGCAACCCAGAAAACAGCAGCGGUCCGACCUCAACGUCCCCCUGGAGAACAACAACGUACCAGAGCCUACAAAGAAGGUCGCGUCCUUCCCCAGCUUUGUCGAUGUCCCAGGACCCUGUGAGCCAGAAGACCUGAUUGAUGGGAUUAUCUUUGCUGCUAACUACCUGGGCUCCACUCAGCUGCUGUCUGAGAGGAACCCCUCCAAGAACAUCCGAAUGAUGCAGGCCCAGGAGGCCGUCAGCAGGGUCAAGAGGGUACAGAAGGCUGCCAAAAUCAAGAAAAAGGCGAGCGCAGAUGGAGACGCCCAAACCCUUACCGAGGUUGAUCUGUUUAUCUCCACCCAGAGGAUCAAAGUCCUCAACGCAGACUCACAGGAAACGAUGAUGGACAACGCGCUCCGCACUAUAUCCUACAUUGCCGACAUUGGGAACAUUGUCGUCCUGAUGGCAAGACGCCGGAUGCCACGCACAGCCUCACAGGACUGCAUAGAAACUACACCCGGAGCGCCCGAGGCAAAGAAGCAGUACAAAAUGAUAUGCCACGUCUUUGAGUCUGAGGAUGCCCAGCUUAUUGCUCAGUCCAUCGGCCAGGCUUUCAGCGUAGCUUACCAGGAGUUCCUGAGAGCCAAUGGCAUUAACCCCGAGGAUCUGAGUCAGAAGGAGUACAGUGACAUCAUCAACACCCAGGAAAUGUACAAUGAUGACCUCAUCCACUUCUCCAACUCUGAAAACUGCAAAGAGCUGCAGCUGGAGAAGAGUAAAGGGGAGAUCCUGGGUGUGGUGAUUGUGGAGUCCGGCUGGGGCUCCAUCCUUCCCACAGUUAUUUUAGCCAACAUGAUGAACGGCGGCCCAGCAGCUCGCUCUGGCAAGCUCAGCAUCGGAGACCAAAUCAUGUCCAUCAACAACACCAGCCUAGUGGGGCUGCCGCUCGCCACCUGUCAGGGAAUCAUUAAGGGCUUAAAGAACCAGGUCCAGGUGAAAAUGAACAUUGUCAGCUGCCCUCCUGUUACUACAGUCCUCAUUAAGAGACCAGAUCUAAAGUAUCAGCUGGGCUUCAGUGUUCAGAAUGGCAUUAUAUGCAGUCUGAUGCGAGGAGGCAUUGCUGAGCGAGGUGGGGUCCGGGUAGGUCACAGGAUCAUAGAGAUCAAUGGUCAGAGUGUGGUGGCCACAGCACACGAGAAGAUUGUCCAGGCUCUCUCGAACUCUGUUGGCGAGAUUCACAUGAAGACCAUGCCGGCAGCCAUGUUCAGGCUUCUAACGGGACAGGAGACCCCCAUGUACAUAUAAAGAACAGCCAAGAACCGCCCCCCGCCGGGACAGGCAGUGAGCUGCGGUCGGUUAUCAUACAAACAAACCUGACUAGUGACGGGAUGGAGGAUUACUCCUCCCUGUCCUUUCAGUUCUCUCUUCUUUUUCUUUUCUUCAUCUUUGGGCUGAUGACUCCAACUCCUCAUCAUCUCUCUAGUCUGUGCUUAACAUGCAACAGCCAUUAUAUUGAUACUGGAUGCCUAAUCCACUCGACCAGCUGAAGAGA
Molecule: messenger RNA, 3301 nt
Organism: Pelmatolapia mariae (spotted tilapia)
Lineage: Eukaryota; Metazoa; Chordata; Actinopteri; Cichliformes; Cichlidae
Gene: apba2b
Product: amyloid beta (A4) precursor protein-binding, family A, member 2b
Exons: 14
Coding region: 190-3054 (954 amino acids)
Biological process (GO): chemical synaptic transmission
Cellular component (GO): cytoplasm; dendritic spine; plasma membrane
Molecular function (GO): protein binding; amyloid-beta binding
Source: RefSeq, a predicted model, not a curated record